Neltuma alba is the source of this 2742-nucleotide messenger RNA. RefSeq names its product pentatricopeptide repeat-containing protein At2g34400-like. The record is from RefSeq and is a predicted model, not a curated record. The coding region runs from base 138 to 2012 and encodes 624 amino acids. Gene Ontology annotation, molecular function: RNA binding; protein binding. The transcript has 3 exons. NCBI's taxonomy places the organism in Eukaryota, Viridiplantae, Streptophyta, Magnoliopsida, Fabales, Fabaceae. Gene Ontology annotation, biological process: RNA modification.
AAAACUAUAUUGCUGGUUCGUUUCACAUAUCUAAAUAUUCUUUUUGGGAAGUGAUGCUGGCUGUAUAGUUGAUUGCUUCCCAAUCAGCUUUCGUGUUUCUGUCUCUUGCUGAUCAAUUUUAACUUCGGCAAUUGAUAAUGCUCAAAACCAGAGCUCACUCGCACUUGUUUUCCCGCCAUCUCAGUUUGGAAAUCACCCCUGUACUUCCAGGUCACUCAGAAUUCCUUCCUGAAAAGCUGCUAUCUCUUUUGAAAAAAUGUUCAUUCACUAAACCCUUUCGACAAAUUCAUGCCCAAAUGAUUGUGAAUUCAAUUCACAAACCCAACCAUUUACUUUCGAAAAGCAUUGACCUCAAAGACUUCACCUACGCCUCUAUUCUUUUCUCUCAAAUCUCUGAACCCAGUGACUACGCCUUUAAUGUCAUGAUUCGUGGGUUAGCCACCACAUGGCAUGAGUACCCUCUUGUUCUUCACUUCUAUUACCAGAUGAAGUUCUUGGGCAUAAAGCCCAACAAUUUCACGUUCCCGUUUUUUUUCAUUGCUUGUGCUAACCUGUUGGAGAUUAAUCACGGCCGUGCCGCCCAAUCAUCUGUGAUUAAAUUUGGGUUAAACAUUGAUAGUUACAUAAGUCAUUCAUUGAUAACCAUGUAUGCCAGGUGUAAUGAACUGGGUUAUGCACGAAAGGUGUUUGAUGAAAUUAGUGAGAAAGAUUUGGUUUCAUGGAACUCCUUGAUUUCAGGAUACUCAAAACUGGGUUAUGCAAAGGAAGCAGUGGAGUUAUUUGGGGAAUUGAGGGAUGCUGGGUUUGAACCUGAUGAAAUGACUCUAGUCUCCGUUCUUGGCGCCUGUGGAGAGCUAGGAAAUUUAGAUUUGGGGAGGUUGGUAGAAGAGUUUGUCGUGAGACACAAAAUGACUGUGAACUCUUAUAUAGGUUCUGCUUUAGUUAGUAUGUAUGCAAAGUGUGGUGAUUUGGCAUCUGCUAGAAGGACCUUUGACAGUAUGGCUAAGAAAGAUAUCAUCACAUGGAAUGCCAUGAUAACAGGAUAUGCUCAAAGUGGAAUGGCAGAUGAAGCGAUUAUGCUAUUUCAUGGCAUGAGAGAGGAACAUAUUGAUCCAAAUAAAAUCACGCUAUCAGCGGUGCUGUCAGCGUGUGCCUCCAUUGGGGCUUUGGAUUUGGGGAAAAAUAUUGAUGAAUAUGCUUCACAAAAGGGAUGGCAAUAUGAUAUUUUUGUAGCCACUGCAUUGAUUGAUAUGUAUGCUAAGUGUGGGAGUUUAGAGGAUGCACUGAAAGUUUUUAAUGAAAUGCCCAGAAAAAAUGAGGCUUCUUGGAAUGCAAUGAUAUCUGCUCUUGCUUCUCAUGGUAAAGCCAAGGAAGCCCUGUCAAUGUUUGAACUCAUGGCAGGAGAAGGUGGCUCUGUGCAGCCUAAUGAUAUAACAUUUGUUGGGUUGCUUUCUGCAUGUGUGCAUGCAGGCCUUGUCCACGAAGGCUAUAGACUGUUUGAUAUGAUGAGCACAUUGUUUGGAUUGAUUCCAAAAAUUGAGCACUACUCUUGCAUGGUGGAUCUUCUGGCACGUGCUGGCCAUCUAUAUGAAGCCUGGGAUCUCAUCGAGAAAAUGCCCGAAAAACCAGACAAGGUUGUAUUGGGUUCUGUACUUAGUGCCUGCAGAAAGCUAAAAAAUGUAGAAAUAGGCGAACAGGUUAUGCAGCUGCUUCUGAAGUUGGAUCCUCAGAAUUCUGGGAACUAUAUUAUUUCAUCAAAAAUAUAUGAAAAUUCGAAUAGGCGGGAUGAUUCUGCAAGGAUGAGAAUGUUGAUGAGACAGAAGGGCAUCUCUAAAACUCCUGGUUGUAGCUGGAUUGAGAUCAAGAAUCAACUUCAUGAGUUUCUCGCAGGAUCAAAUGAAUGUGAUGGCAACAACGCGCUUUGUGAAACUGCACUAGAAUCAACAAUUCUAUGCGAAGCUGGAUUGAACAACCUCGAGAUAUCAGGCCCAGCUGAGGAACUCGAGGUAUAAGAGCAGUAACCAUUGUCAUGGAUAUUGAUUUUACUUCUGGAACAGAAGACGAAAACUGGGGCAAGUAGCGGUUGCAAACCAAAAUUGUAUCUUUUGAAGAGUGAAGAUUUGGUAACCUGCUUUGCCGCUUUGUUCCAUUACGAAAGAGAGAAAAAGGUUGAGAGGUUGGAAGGGGAAGAUCAUUUACGAAACAGCAAUAUUUUCAUCUUGAUGUUUAUGAACGACAUCGUUUAUGCAUGUGGAAAGGGCAAGAUUUCUUGGGGAAUCCUUGAAGAUGCUAAUGGAAUUCACAGAGCUAGGCAAAAGCAAGACUGAAAGGAGAUUAUAUUACUCGCAGCGGUACAUCAGCUGAUAUGAACAAACAAUAAUGGAGUAACGUUGGUUAUAUUUAUGCUUCAAGUGGGCAGGUAUGCAAUGCAGCUGUGGAGCCUAGGUUAACCCGGCAUUUCAGCUUCAUAAAAGCCGAUUAGAUGAGUGCUAUAUGUGAUCACUUGCAACGAGUUUUCCUAGGAAAGGGACGUGGUUCAAUAAACAAUGGUUUAGCAUGUAAUGUCUUCAUGUACAAGACCAGGCCAGACCACAUGAUAUCGUCAAGCUGAAACUGGAUUGAAUGCUAGUACUUAGAGGAACAUGUGGCAGUACGUUCUCAUAUUAAUCUGCAUUAUCACCAUCGUUUUCUUGUGCGGCCCUGUAUAAAUGGUAAUAACAUCAUUUUUUUUUUCCUUCCUGC